This is a messenger RNA of Sturnus vulgaris (Common starling), 3830 nucleotides long. RefSeq names its product YES proto-oncogene 1, Src family tyrosine kinase (gene YES1). Gene Ontology annotation, biological process: protein phosphorylation. The record is from RefSeq and is a predicted model, not a curated record. NCBI's taxonomy places the organism in Eukaryota, Metazoa, Chordata, Aves, Passeriformes, Sturnidae. Gene Ontology annotation, molecular function: protein binding; ATP binding; protein tyrosine kinase activity.
UUCCCUCCCCGGGUCGCCGCGGCUCCGGGAGGAGCGGGGGGGCCCCCGCUUCCUUCCCUCCCCCCCUCCUUCUCCCACCCGCCACGCCGAGGAGAGGCAGAAGCAGCCAUGGGGUGUAUUAAAAGCAAAGAAGGUAAAGGCCCAGCCAUGAAAUACAGAACUGAAAAUGCUCCAGAACCUGUUAUUUCCCAUGUCAGUCAUUAUGGAUCAGAUUCCAGCCAAGCAACACAGUCGCCGUCAAUAAAGGGAUCAGCAGUUAAUUUUAAUAGUCAUUCCAUGACUCCUUUUGGAGGGCCUUCAGGAAUGACACCCUUUGGAGGAGCAUCAUCUUCAUUUUCAGCUGUGCCAAGUACAUAUCCUAGUACUUUAACAGGUGGUGUUACUGUAUUUGUGGCCUUAUAUGAUUAUGAAGCUAGAACUACAGAUGACCUUUCAUUUAAGAAAGGUGAACGGUUCCAGAUAAUAAAUAACACGGAAGGAGACUGGUGGGAAGCAAGAUCUAUUGCUACAGGAAAGACUGGCUACAUCCCAAGCAAUUAUGUAGCUCCUGCAGACUCCAUUCAAGCCGAAGAGUGGUAUUUUGGUAAGAUGGGCAGGAAGGAUGCAGAAAGACUACUCUUAAAUCCUGGGAACCAGCGUGGUAUUUUCCUAGUAAGAGAGAGUGAAACCACUAAAGGUGCUUAUUCCCUUUCUAUACGUGACUGGGAUGAGGUCAGAGGUGAUAAUGUAAAACACUACAAAAUCAGGAAACUUGACAAUGGUGGAUACUAUAUCACAACCAGAGCACAAUUUGAAUCUCUACAGAAGCUGGUGAAACACUACAGAGAACAUGCUGAUGGUCUGUGUCAUAAGCUAACAACUGUAUGUCCCACUGUGAAACCACAAACGCAGGGACUAGCAAAAGAUGCCUGGGAAAUUCCUAGAGAAUCCUUGAGAUUGGAAGUUAAAUUGGGCCAAGGAUGUUUUGGUGAAGUAUGGAUGGGAACAUGGAAUGGAACCACAAAAGUAGCAAUCAAGACACUAAAACCUGGUACAAUGAUGCCAGAAGCUUUCCUGCAGGAGGCUCAGAUCAUGAAGAAACUGCGACACGACAAGCUUGUUCCGCUGUACGCCGUUGUUUCUGAGGAACCAAUCUACAUCGUCACUGAAUUCAUGACAAAAGGCAGCUUGCUAGACUUCCUUAAAGAAGGGGAAGGGAAAUACUUAAAACUCCCACAGCUGGUCGACAUGGCUGCUCAGAUUGCGGAUGGCAUGGCUUACAUUGAAAGAAUGAACUACAUCCACAGGGACCUCCGGGCAGCUAACAUUCUUGUAGGAGACAAUCUUGUAUGCAAAAUAGCAGAUUUUGGUUUAGCAAGGUUAAUAGAGGACAAUGAGUACACUGCAAGACAAGGAGCCAAAUUUCCAAUUAAAUGGACCGCUCCAGAAGCAGCGUUGUAUGGUCGGUUUACAAUCAAGUCGGAUGUGUGGUCAUUUGGAAUUCUACUGACAGAGCUGGUAACUAAGGGGAGAGUGCCAUAUCCAGGAAUGGUGAAUCGAGAAGUUCUGGAGCAAGUGGAACGUGGUUAUAGGAUGCCUUGUCCACAAGGCUGCCCAGAGUCUCUCCACGAGUUAAUGAAACUGUGUUGGAAGAAGGACCCUGAUGAGAGGCCAACGUUUGAGUAUAUACAGUCUUUCUUGGAGGACUACUUUACUGCUACAGAACCACAGUACCAGCCUGGAGACAAUUUAUAAGCCAACAGUCUAUAUAACAUGCACAAAUCUGCCAAAUGUUAAAGACUUGCAAAGAAUUCCUGAAGUCUCUAAGGAAUCACAGGAAAGAAAAUCUUCGCUACUUUGCAUGCUCUUAAUGGCAAACUGGAAUUUCAUGAUGCAGUUGCACAAAACCACUUUUAAAGUGUUAUACUCUGAUUUACCAAUGACAUGUUUUUAUUUUUUUCCUCUUUCCCAACUUAUUUUCAGGGUCCAAAGGAAGCUUACUGAAAAUACAGGGCAGAAAAAAUGAGUGUUGGUGCGAACAAUAGCAGAAAAACCAAUGUUUCAAAUCCUUUAUUCUCCCAGUAUUUGCUAAUCAUCCUACUAAUGAGAGAAUUGUCUGGAAUUAGUGAUCUUGGGGUAAGGCCUUUUUAAAGCAGAAGAACUUUGUUGGGACCAAGCAGUUCUAUUCCAGUUUAGUAAAACUCCCUGUGUUUAAAACUACAUGUGUGUGCCCCCACCCCCGCAAAACAAAAGAUGGUACAACUGUAUUUGAUUUAUAGUCUUGAUCUUUAAGCUUCCACUUUCAUGGACUUAAUUAGGGUAGGCAGGUAAGAAGAGAAAUUGGAACAGUGAAUGAGAAACUUGAUCUAAAUGGUAGACCUCAAUAGCGAGAUUAGAGAGCAUAAUGCACUGUGUUAAUACUUGUAUUACUAUAACUGGAAAGUAGCAUGAGAGAUUUUUCCUUUUUUCUUUCUGCAUAGCUUAUUAAGAAUAAUGAAGGUAACUAGAAAAUGAGGUAAUAUUUUAUAAAAUUGUGUUGAUAAAGUAUGAUGAUAUUUGAACUUGAAGCUAUGUAAUACAAUCACGGAGGGAAAACCUUUAAUCCUUUAAGCUCCAAUGGAACAGCGAGUUUUUGUAUGGGAAGACUACCUGAACAAAGUUCACCAGGAAAGCAAGACUGAAGCUGGUAAAUGGCCACCUUUUAGUCCUUUUUCAGAGACAGGUUUGGUACUGUUGUAUGUGGCUUGUAAGUGUUAACGAGGGUGGGUGCCACAAGUGCUAUCUGUCACUGGUUCAGGGAUUUGAUUGCACUUUUGCUUUUCUUGACUAUUAAGACACACACACACAGUUGCUCUUCCCACUUCCGCCCUUCCUACAGAAUUAUUUAACUAAAAAUAAAUGAAAGAAAAUGUGAAAGUUUAAAAAGUAAAGGGAUAAAAUAUAUUUAAUAUUGUCCAAGUAAUGAAAUUUGCUGGCAUUCAGCCCAGCUGACACUACAUAUAGAUGAUUUUUUUUUUUUUUUGCUACUGACAUAUCAAGCAAUAACGUCAUGUCUUUUACUCAACAAUUUGCAUGAGGUUCUUGAAUUUUCUGAUCAAGCUUAUAUACUUUAAUUUUGAAACACUCAUACUUAGUUACUGGCUUGGAAUUCAUAUUAUCAUUGUAAAGCUAUCCAACAAAUGAAUUCAGAAAAGCUGGUAAUAUAGUUCUGGUACUAAACUUAACAUUCAUGAGUUUGGUUUACACUACAUUGAAUCCAACUACCAAACAGAUAUGUGUAGAAACAGUGCCAUCAUUUUUCAUUUUCCCUCAUCAUUGCUCAUCAACUAUACAUCUGUGGUUAUCAAAUUUUAAAAGGGCUUUCUGUAAGAAAAACAAAACAAAAAACCACACACAAAAUACUCAACCCAAAAAUAUGAUGAAAUUUUAAUUUUUCUAAAUAUUUUAAAAUUAAUAACACAAUCAUAUGAGUUUAUGUAUUAAUACAGUCAUAACAAAAAAUGCCAAAAAUUACACUGGCAUUAUAUGGAUUUUUAAUUACUGAAUGGAACAGUUCAUUGUAAUAACACUUGUAUAGUAAAGGAAUAAAACACUAACUUAAUGAACGUGUUCAUUGUAAAUGGUUGUGUAUUAUAAAACUUCUCCAAAAGAGUUUGUAUGUUUAUGAAAAUUUAUUUGUUUCACCUGAAGACCUUGAUGUGGUUCUUACCCUAACAGAGUUUAAAAUUCACAUUCACACUUUUUAUAUAAAUAGUAAUAAGUUUAAUUAUGUAACUAAGUAUUUUUAUAAAGUAUGGCAUUGUUGAACUGUUUUGCAGAAUUGGUUCAAAAUAAAUUUCACCUUGAUUGCA